This is a messenger RNA of Sabethes cyaneus, 2271 nucleotides long. RefSeq names its product gastrula zinc finger protein XlCGF57.1-like. Bases 176 to 2104 code for a protein of 642 amino acids. Gene Ontology annotation, biological process: regulation of transcription by RNA polymerase II. The transcript is spliced from 2 exons. Gene Ontology annotation, molecular function: DNA-binding transcription factor activity; RNA polymerase II cis-regulatory region sequence-specific DNA binding. NCBI's taxonomy places the organism in Eukaryota, Metazoa, Arthropoda, Insecta, Diptera, Culicidae. The record is from RefSeq and is a predicted model, not a curated record.
ACGCGGCUUUAACUUCGGUUAAAAUAAAAAUUUAGAAAAAUUAGAUUACGUACGAUUGUAAAGCAAGUUUUUCACUAUUAGCGAGACCAGAAGUGUUGUUCAUUUUCCCCAUUAUUGAUUGUGUUUUAAGAAGUGCAUUGCUAUACUUGGUGGUCGCGAGAAUAUGUGAAACGAAAUGAAAAAUUCAACUCCAAUAAAGUUGGAAGAAUCCACUGCGAUAAAGGUUGAAGAGUCUAUUAUAAUCGAUGUCCUAGAUGUAAAGGCUGAAUCGAUCGAAAUUAACGGAUGCUUCCGUGAUACUCUGCCGACGACCUCCGGAGAUGAUCGACCGGUUGUGAAACAAGCAACUGCUACAAUAAACAGCGCUAAUAAAGCUACAGAAACGGCUCCUGCUGCAGGAGCUGAUGAAGAUGAUAAAGUCGAUAGUUCCAGCAAUUCGCACGCUUUGGAAGUGCACCCUCUUACUGACAACGGCAGUCAAACGAAACACAUUUGCGAAAUCUGUGGAGCAUCAUACAUAUACCGUGCUGGUUUAUAUCGUCACAAGAAAAUCCACAGGCACCUGAAAUUACACUCGGAGCGUUCGUAUAAAUGCGAUAUCUGUGGCAAUGUAUAUAAGUGGAAAACAACCCUCGUUAAACAUAUGAAAAUUCACACCGCAACGCAAUCUUUCGAAUGUGACAUUUGUGGCAAAAUUCUUACCCCCGGCACACUACAGCAGCAUAAAAUUGUGAAACACACGUCGGAUAAAAAAUUCGCGUGUAACGUAUGCGGUAAAAAUUUCCAUCUGAAACAACAGCUAACGAAGCACCUGAAGAGGCACAGCCCGGAACGCCCGCACCGGUGUACGGUUUGUGGAAAAGCUUUUCUAUGUCGAAGUGACCUUGCGCAGCACAUGCCUGUUCACAGCGGUAAACGACCACCCAUCGACCGGCAAUACGCUUGUGAUGUCUGUGACCGAAAAUUCACCACCAACCGUACUCUCACGUGUCACUUGAGAACUCACACCGGAGAGCGACCGUUCGAGUGUGACAUAUGUCACAAAACUUUCAUUAGUCGUAGAGGACUUAAUUAUCAUAAAAUCCAAAACCACGCGCAGGAAGAGAAUUUUAAUUGUCCAGAUUGCGGUAAAAAAUUUUACUUGAAAACACAAUUAACACAGCAUCUGAAAAUGCACAGCCAAGAGCGUCCACACAAGUGUCUGACAUGCGGAAAAGUCUAUAAGCACAAAGACUCGCUCGUUGAGCAUAUGCAUCGACACACAGGCGGGCGAGCAUAUAUUUGCAACGUCUGCGGUGCAUCUUACAACUCACGUGCUGGUUUAAACUAUCACAAAACAAUCCACACAUCCGCUGAGCCAAAACCUUACAAAUGUGACCAGUGUAGUUCUCAAUUCGCCCAUAAACGUUAUCUCAACUUUCACAAAAAGAAGCACCAACUAUCAAGUUCCAAUUCCGAAAAACCGCUGUUCAAAUGUGACUUAUGCAGCAAAACUUUUGCGUCGAAUCAAACGCUGAAGGCUCACUGCAUUAUAAAACAUACGACGGAAAAGGGUUUCAAAUGCGACAUUUGCGGUAAAGAGUACCACAUAAUGGCACAGUUGAACAGGCACCGGAGUUUUCACACCAGUACGCAAUCUUUCGAAUGUGACACAUGUGGAAAUUUUUUUAAGACACCCAAUACUUUACGGCUGCACAAAAUUAUAAAACACACGUCGGAAAAAGCAUUCGCCUGUAACGUGUGCGGUAAAGAUUUCCAUAUGAAGGAACAGCUAACGAGGCACCUGAGGGCGCACAGCGCGGGCCGUUCGCAUAGAUGCGAUAUUUGCGGAAAGGGCUUUCGAUUCCAAUCCGUACUCGCCUUUCAUAUGCGCGCUCACAGUUCGGAGCGAGUGUUCAAGUGCGCCAUCUGCGGUGCAGCGUAUAAAUCGUGCAGCAGUUUAGAUCGACACAAGCUGAUUCACUCGGGCGAUCCGACACCGUACAAAUGUGACCGGUGCAGUGCGCAGUACGUUCAGAAACGCAGUCUCGAUAAGCACAUCAUAAGGGAACACUCAAAGGAAAGCGAUGGGUGUCGGGCAGAGGUUCGCGAUGAAAUAGUAUAACAGUGAUUUCUCAUUACCUUCACGUGGCUGGGAACGUAUAUGUAAGUUGGUCAAAAAGACAAUUCCAUUAAAUUGCGAAUGAAAAGUUCUCCAAGCCAAAGUUUAGUAUUUGAUCGGCUGGUGCAAAUAGUCUUACAAACUAGUAGAUUCAGUGUACAUAGUCUUGA